Amphibalanus amphitrite is the source of this 763-nucleotide messenger RNA. RefSeq names its product barrier-to-autointegration factor-like. Bases 333 to 605 code for a protein of 90 amino acids. The transcript has 2 exons. Gene Ontology annotation, molecular function: DNA binding. NCBI's taxonomy places the organism in Eukaryota, Metazoa, Arthropoda, Thecostraca, Balanomorpha, Balanidae. The record is from RefSeq and is a predicted model, not a curated record.
CGUCCGGUCCGGCAGCGUGCAAUCGGCACAGAUUGUGGCGCCUCCACUGGCCGCAGCGUGGCUGCUCAGUCCAAGCUUGGCACGCCGCACGCUCCGCCCUGCAGCCUCCGAGUGGCCCCGCCGCAUCUGACAGCCUGCUGAGCGGGGACGCCGCAGAGGAGCCGAACCGACGACAGACAGACUGAUUCUGGGUGGCUCUGCUCCAAGCAAGUCAAAGCUUCCAAGAGCGUCACUCAGCACAGCGGACCGCGCGAACCGACCGCGCAUUCCAGCGUCUCAAGCAUCAACAACCGCGGUAAUCACUAGCUUCUGGCAGCGACCCGGGUGCAGCCAUGGCCUCUAGAACGCGUAAGCACACUGACUUUGUGAGCGGCCCGAUGAGGGACAAGCCGACGAGCUCUCUGCCGGGAAUUGGUGAGAAGGCGGCCGGGAAACUGGUGGCCCAGGGCUACCCGCGCGCCAACAUGGUGCUCGGCCAGUUCCUGGUGCUCGGUCAGAGUCGCGAACCGUUCGUGUCCUGGCUGCAGAGUGCCUCGCACUGUAACGACGGCCAGGCCGCCGACUGUUUCCAGGCACUGCACGACUGGUGUCAGCAGUUCCUGUAGCGAUGGAACGGACGCUGCUGCGGCGACGACGUUUAAGCGCCUUCCGAACACCAAACUUAGACAAAGUGUCAUCGCAGUGAUUUAAGCGUCGGUUUUCAGGUCACCCAUGUACAGAUAUAAGUCUGAUUGUAAGCUAAAUAUAUGGUACUGAUUUUGUA